GUUUGAAUAGGAUCCUCAAACCUGGCAGUGGCAGGGGCGCACUGUAGUUGAAGGAAACUGGAGAUUCCUACUAUAGCCGUCUACGUCAACCGAUAACCUCCGACUCAUUUUGUCUUUCAGGAUUAGGCUUUAUCAGGGAGACCCAGGUUUGAGGAUUUUCCUUGUUGGCGAUAAGAAGAGAGAACUUUUCCAUGACAGCUUGCUGUGCAUAAGUGAGGUGCUUUUUUAAAUUUCCGAGCAAUCAGUAGCAUUCACUUUGGUGCUGGGCUAUAAACUAACCAAUGGCGACUGAGGGGGGCCAAGAUGGACAGCGUCAGGAAAAAGUUGUCUUGAAGAGGAAGUUGACCGGUCCACCCAGACUCCUCCUGGGCAAAUCGAAAUCCAAGAACCAGGGAGGUGACAGGUCUGAGGCUCAUACUAAGAAGAGAAACAAAAGAGUGAACAUCAACAAUGGAACUCAGAUGGAUUCCUCCACCAAACAGUCAAAUAUAGAAGCUGGAGAGACGGGAUCAUCGCAACUUGUAGUCACUUCAGACGACCUCCACAUGACCUCAAAAAUGGACGAGGAACAAGCUUCAUCUGAAGUACCCACUGAGCCCUCAAGGUGGCACUCCACCUCAGAUGAGGAUGAGACCAGUGAAGGCCAAUUGGAAGGACACAGUAAGACGAGGAAAUCAACAAAGCAUGGCUGGAGAAGGUUGUUUUCCCCGGCUCUCAUUUGCAUCAGAAGACAAAGGAAGAAGUACGCUGCAAAAACUUCAAUCCAGGAUGGUGACCAGGGAGUUGUACGAGCUGAGAGACUAACUCAUACUGAAGCAAAGUCAACCGGAGAAGACACCAUCUCCUUGAGUGACAAGUGUGUUCGCGAUGCUCCUGACAUCGACAAUGUCAUGAAAAGGAGGCGCAGGUUUACCAUCCGGACGUGGCCGACAUUCAAGCGGCUCUUGACAGCUUCUUAUGUCCGAGGCCAAAGGCCAAAACAGGGAAAUGUUGUACAGGAGGUCUCUGAAGACGUCCAACAACAACCGUCAGUGACCUUCAGGAAGACAUUUCAGCAUUUUUUGAUGUGUGGAAGAAGGGCACCUUCAGCUGUGCCUCCUCUGGGAGACAAGGACACCCAGGACCCUGGAGACAAGGACACCCAGGACACCAGAGACAAGGAGACUGAGGUGGAGCCAAUGGGGACACAAGACAGGGGACAACAGUGCACAUCUGAUGUCCAGGGGGUUGAGCUUCUGGAAGAGGGGGCUGAGGUCAGAGGACAAUGUACAGAGAGAGUGACAGUGUGUGCUGAAGUGAGCACCCUGCAGUCCGAGGACGGAGGCCCAACAGACACCCCAACGAGCCCAGAGUCCCUACUAGAGAGUCCCAUCCCGACAACAGUAGUAAGACCAGCGGUAGAUACAGAAGACACAGAGACCAGUCCAAUGGGUGAUUCAAAGGAAACAGAGAUAUUGGAACCUGAGACUAUUACUAAAACUGGUACCGAAUUAUUGGAAACUGAGACUUCUUUCAAAACGAAGUUAUGGGAAACGGAGACUUCUACCAAAACUGGCACAGACUCAAUCCUCAGUGAGGUCAUCAAUGUUACCGUGGAUACUAACGAGAUGCAAGUAGAUGAACUGUAUCAUAUCCAGUGUUUAGAGAAGAACAAGGUCAUUGAGUCAGACUGUGCAAUAAUCGAUACAGUCAACAGCGUUGCCAUGGACACUAAUGAGUAUCCCUCAGACUCAAAUCAGAUAAUUUCUUCAGAGAAUGCUGCAGAGGACACUGCUGAUGCAUCUGAGGAGAAUGACACGCUCUGCAGGAUCACGGAAGAUAACAUCGUGCAGAAUGGCCAGCCCUUGACCAACAUCAGCAUCAUCCCCGGGGCUGACUUGGACCAGGAUGUAUCCGACCAGGAUGGCCAUGAGGUGGGGGAUGAAAGCAGCGAGAGUGGCCUCCCGACGGAGGGCCACCGGGACUUGUUGUUGUGUGGAGAGAGCCUGCUAGUGCAGACGGCUCGCUUCUUGGUCCAGGCAGCCAUGAGCGCUGCCAUAGAUCAGCUCUCAAUGGAACAGAGAGGCACUCCCACCACUGUCCACAGGGGGGCGCAAGGGUGUCAAGAUUACGCUUGACACCUCUUUCGGCAUGUUGUGACAGCAUGUAUGUAAGACCCCAUUUGGAUUAGCAGAGUUGCGUUCAUUACGGCAUACAACGGAAAAUGUUGUAAAACAUUUUACAACAGAAAAUUAAAUGAGAGUUUCUUAUUGGACCAGUAGUUUCUGUUUCAAUCCGUUUUCUUCUGUUUGGUGUCUAAUGAACACGAACCAGGAUUAUUGAGAAAAUAUAUUUCAGCAUACAUCUGUAAACCACUUUACGACUUGUUGUUAACAGACCAAAUUGCUGCUGUUUGUAUAAAUCUAAACUGCCAGAGAACCGUAUUGACACAAUCUAUUUUUACAAUCAAUCUCUUAUAUUGUACAAGAGGUGGCACUCAAUUUGAACAAUUACCAUCACAAACAUUUUAACUGUUCAGCGUGUCUGUGUUUUGAAAAUGGUGGAACUAAGGGCUCUAUUCAAUCUAUAUCGCAGAAAUUCAGCGUUACUGCGUGAUUGAAAUUUAAAGGCAAUGUUCCCGCGUUAGCGGAGGCUGCAUUCUCGGUAAACGCUGCAUAUGUCAGCU
Molecule: messenger RNA, 2665 nt
Organism: Coregonus clupeaformis (lake whitefish)
Lineage: Eukaryota; Metazoa; Chordata; Actinopteri; Salmoniformes; Salmonidae
Exons: 2
Coding region: 282-2117 (611 amino acids)
Source: RefSeq, a predicted model, not a curated record